UUCCUCAUUUAAAAACCUACUUAACUUAUGACAGUCUCGUUUCUGGGGAAGUCAACCCUCUCUACAGCUUCUUUUUAUAACCUUUAAGUUAAUUCAGAAUCCAGAUAAGCCUUGAUCCGAGGAUGAUAUAAUCAUGGCAAGCACCAUGGGGUCCUCUAGAGAAAUCAGGAAGAUUUCACAAAACAUGGUGUGAUGUCUACUGGUGAAGACAAGCCAUGAGGUCCAGGGAAGAGGGGGUGGCCUGAUCCAGGGACAAUGAAGAUGCAAUGUUGAAGAAUAAGCUGGAGGAGAGAAGCAACAGGCACCAUGGAAAAAACCAAAACAAAGCAAGGAGAGAAUGAACAUAUGCCAAUGAAUAAUCCUUCCACACAGAUCUACCAGGCUUCGAAGUACAAGUCUUCCCUGAACCUGCCUCCAGUGGGAGCCCGCCUCCAGCGGCAGGAUGGAGGGAUCAUAACCUCUCUAGAAAAUCUUCAUGAAAAAAUCAACGAGAUGAGGAACGUGUUCAGCUCGCUGGAGAACAAGUUGCAGGCCCUAGCGUCUGAACUUAAAACUGGCUUCACAGAAGCGAUGCAAGAACUGUCAAGAAUUCAACAUGGAGAAUAUGCUUUGGAAGAGAAGGUUAAGAGCUGCAAAUGUUCUAUGGAAGAAAAAGUUACUGAGAUGAAAAAUUCAUUAAACUAUUUCAAGGAAGAGCUGAGCAAUGCCAUGUCAAUGAUCCAGGCCAUCACUUCCAAACAAGAAGAAAUGCAACAGAAAAUUGAACAGCUUCAACAGGAGAAGCGAAGAGAAUCUCGAAAAGUGAAAGCCAAGAAAACUCAGAAGGAAGAACAUGGCUCACAGGCUGGGCCUGCUCAAGCACAAGGAAGUCCUUUCCGUUCAAUCAAUAUCCCUGAGCCUGUACUUCCAAGUGAAGACUUUACAAACCUUAUGCCCUCUCAGGCCUACGAAAAAGCCCAAGAGUCCAGAUCCAUGCAUGUAGGAGAUAGUAAUGUGAAGGGAAUGAUGGGCCCCGGAAUGAACCCCACGACUCCAGAAACAGAAGAAAACCUCAAGUCUUGCCUCACGGCUGAUAUCCAGUCUAAGGGCCAUCUGCCGUCUGGUGUGUGGAGGCAGCCUAAGGACGGUAAAGAAUGGGGUGAGGAAUAUGUCACCAAAGACCAUCCAGAUAAACUCAAGGAAGUUGGCCAGGGCAGACACAGCUCUUUGGAAAAUGUUUUAUGUGAAACCUCUUUAGCUGCUAAAAGACAGACUGUGGCUCUGGAACUGCUUGAAUCAGAAAGAAAAUAUGUCAUUAACAUCUCUCUGAUCCUGAAGAUCAAGGCAACGUUCCAGGGCUCAGAUGGAAAGAGGAAUUCCAAAGAGAGAAGCCUCUUCCCUAGCUCUUUACGGUACCUUGUCCAGCAGCAUUUGGAUUUGCUUCAUGCUCUGCAGGAAAGGGUCUUGAAGUGGCCACGUCAAGGAGUCCUUGGAGAUUUAUUCCUUAAAUUAACAAAUGAUGAGAAUAAUUUCUUGGAUUAUUAUGUUGCCUACCUGAGGGACCUGCCUGAAUGCAUCUCUUUGGUUCAUGUUGUGGUUCUGAAGGAGGGUGAUGAAGAGAUUAAAUCUGACAUCUAUACGCUGUUUUUUCACAUAGUCCAGCGCAUCCCUGAAUAUCUGAUACAUCUGCAGAAUGUCCUGAAGUUCACAGAGCAGGAACACCCUGACUAUUACCUACUUCUGGUGUGUGUUCAGCGCCUUCGAGUAUUUAUCUCACACUACACGUUGCUGUUUCAAUGCAAUGAGGAUUUGCUUAUUCAGAAACGGAAAAAGCUCAAGAAGUCAUCCAUGGCAAAGCUGUACAAAGGGCUGGCUUCCCAGUGUGCAAAUGCUGGGCAAGAUGCUUCUCCCACUUCAGGCUCUGAGGCUGUUCGUGACAGUGGUAUUCACUCAGAAGAGAUGCUGCAACCCUACCCUUCUGCUCCAAGUUCUGGCCCUACUGUCACACAUUUGAUGCCCCCAAUGAAGAAAAGCCAACAACAGCAAAGCUUGAUGGAGAGCAUGCAGCCCGGAAAGCCCAGUGAAUGGGAGAUGGAGGGCAGAAAGCACGAGAGGCCCGACAGCCUCCUGACACCGGCGCAGUUCUGUGCGGCCGAGCAAGACGUGAAAGCGCUCUCCGGGCCCCUGCAGGCCAUCCCGGAGAUGGACUUCGAGCCUUCGCCGGCCGAGCCACUGGGCAACGUGGAGCGCUCCCUGCGCGCGCCGGCCGAGCUCCUGACCGAAGCCCGCGGCUUCGUGCCCGCGGCCUACGAGGAGUUUGAAUAUGGCGGCGAGAUCUUCGCGCUGCCCGCGCCCUACGACGAGGAGCCCUUCCAGGCCCCGGCCCUCUUCGAGAACUGCUCGCCUGCCUCUUCCGAGUCCAGUCUGGACAUCUGCUUCCUGCGGCCCGUGAGCUUCGCCAUGGAGGCAGAGCGGCCCGAGCACCCGCUGCAGCCGCUGCCCAAGAGCGCCACGUCGCCGGCGAGCAGCAGCGGCGCUUACAAGCUGGAGGCGGCGGCGCAGGCGCACGGCAAGGCCAAACCGCUGAGCCGCUCGCUCAAGGAGUUCCCACGGGCGCCGCCCCCUGAGGGCGUGGCCCCGCGCCUCUACAGCACGCGCAGCAGCAGCGGCGGCCGCGCGCCGCUCAAGGCCGAGCGCUCGGCUCAGCCGCACGGCCCGGCUGCCGCUGUGCGAGGCGCGUCCAGGACCUACUUCCCCCAACAGAGGUCCCAAAGCGAAAAGCAGACCUAUUUGGAAGUAAGGAGGGAGAUGCAUUUAGAAGACACCACCAGAUUCUGUCCAAAGGAAGAAAGAGAAAGUGAACAAACAUCUUUCAGCGAUCAAAACCCCAGGCAAGACCAGAAAGGGGGCUUUCGCAGCUCCUUCCGCAAGCUCUUUAAAAAGAAAUCAAUCUGAGUAAUCACAGCUUCCUAACAUCUGAAACAAGAAAUUAAUGUGGCCUCGGGACCUAUAAUUUUAAAGACUUACCGUGUGGAAGAUCAGAUUUUAUCAUUCUAUAGCCCCGCACAGCCCUUGGUACAAUGCUGAGGACAUGCUGUGUGGACUCUCCCAAUUCAUGUUGGUUACUUGCUUCCAGUCCUCUUGCAGCUUUUUGGGAUUCUUCUUAGAGGGCCAAAUGGAUCCCCUUAGUCCUCUUCUCCUUUCUCAGAGCUCAGUCCCUCCUGUAUCAAUCAUGUUAUUUAAAAUGUGAAGUGUUAUGUGGAUGGCCACACAGAUGGCUGCUCCCUCUGCAGGCUUUUCUGGCCAUUUGCACCUGGUGUGGGACUGUGAGCACCAUCAGGUGAUGCUUGCUUAUCGCUUUGUGUCCAGGGUACCACGCGGGGCACUUUGGGGACUUGGCAUAGGAUCAUGAAGCAGCUUGAGUAACUUUUCCUGAGAAUUUUCCUCGAAAAACCAUGGAAAGUGUUCUCUUUUAUGCUAAGGUAGAGAGAAAGGGCAGGGAGGCCCCAGCAUAGCACACACAAGUCAGCGGCUCUUAACUCAGGUGAGAACACACUUUCUUCUCAUUAAUUAGGCAUUCUUUCUUACAUGCACAUACUUUGUGAGACAUAGUCCCAGCUGUUAUGUAGGGGCCAUUACAGAGGACUCUGAAGUCAGGCAUGUGGACAGGUACAGGGAGGAACCAGAAAGAUGUUCAGCUCAUUUUCCUUCCAUGUUGUUGGGAGCUCAGACUGGCAGCAAGCCCUGUGACUUUAAAAGUGGUUAAUCCUGGGUCCUGGGACCAUGCCCGAACCUGGCCUCAGAGGUCCAAAAUGGACCCUGUGUCACAUCUGGGGCUCACUGCCUGCCUACCCCACAGCCCUCUGGAGGCUCAUUACUGUCUACACUGACACACUUUUUGUAUCCAUAGGGGCUUGUUUGGCUGGCGGCCCCACACACCCAGAAUGCUGCUUCGGGAUGAAGCUAGGCAUGGAGCCAGAUGCAGCAGAAAACCUGAGAAAGGGUUCUCUUCCCUCUGAGGCUGGGAGGGCCGAAUGCUCAUACCCACAAGGAGUCAAAAGAGAGAGUCAAGUUGACAUCAUUAAAAAAAAAAGAAAAAAAAUCCUGAAAAAAUGCCUUAGAUAUUUGGGGAAAAGGAUGAUGUUCUGAUUGUUUCUAUCUCAGGCACAUUUGUCCUGGCUAGAUACCAGGUCAAGUGUCUCUGAAAGCUGCCCAGAAUUGAUCAGAAUAAAGACUACAUAUCUUAAAGUUUGAAAAUGUUAAGUGACUUUAACAUUUUUAAAUGAGGAUUCCUAGAAGCCAGAAACAGACGUAAUGGGAUGCUGGACUGAAUCCUUAUCCCCUUGCCUUUGAGCAGGACGGAAGGCAAAUUGCAUUCUAGAAGGAUCUAUAUGGAGGCUGUCAAAGACUUAAAAGUAGACUAUCCUAAAAUCCGAGGCAAAUGCUACUUCAUCUUUAUAUAUGAAUCUUACUCUUAGCUUAAUAAGUAUUCUUGGUUGGGAGUGUGACAUAGGGGAAGAGGAAUAUGUAAGACAGUUUAGGGGUGGGGAAUGUAAAUCCUCCCUUUUUAUCCUCAAAUUUGGGGGGAGUGGAAGAUAAGGCAUACGGCUUCUGAAUGAUGAAUUCUGCUUCCUCAUCCAUUCUCUUCCUCUUCAGCACUUUGUAAUUUACCUGCUGCAGGAGUGUCUCCUUCCCUCCACCAGUCACAUCAAAAUGGCUCUAUUUUCUUCAUCACACACAGAGAGAGCACUUCGACAGGGCCCUAUAUCAUUGAAUGUCAAUGAAUCCUCUUCUUUUGGUGUCUUAUCAGCUGUUUUCCCAUAUGCCCAGCCUUGGCUAUGGAACAGACCAUGUAAUUGAAAGUAGGCCUACUAAAGAAUCAAUUGAUGAUUUUAUCCUCACCUUCUUCUUUACGUUUGAAAGCCUAUCUCAAGUCCUUCCCCCAUUCUUAUUCACUUUGGGCUCCUCUCUCGUUUCCCAUUUCAUUUCCAAAUACAACUUUAAAAUUGAAGGAGAUGGUUGAAGGGAUAACAUUUUAGAUUACUCAGUCCUAAUUACAAAUAUUUCUCAAUAGGUCAUUUGAAAUCAAUCACUAAGCUAAGGGUCUUUGGUGUACUAGGUUCUGUCUAGCACAAAAGAAGUAAAUGAAAUAGUUCUAGCCCCUUAGGAGCUUAUAGUUCAAAUAUAAGGGUAACCUAGCUGCAAGGUAGAACAUAGUCAGCACCCAACAGAUAUAUAUAGCAAAUGAAUGCUCCCUGGUCACCCUGUAGUUUACUAGGGCCAACUGAUUUGGCCAACAGGAUGACUGUUCCCCUGUUCCCUUACUUCUCCAGGCACAUGUUUCCUAACGCAUUCAAGGUAGACAGUCUUUCCAAUCAGAAAACCAGCCCUUCUUAGGUCAGAUGGUUCUGUAGCACUGGAUUCCACUCCUCCUCCCUUCCCCAGCUCCGAACAAACUUUCAAGGCUUAUUUGUAGCAAAACUAUACUUGUGUGACCUACCCAAAUUGUUUUCUUUGUCUCUGUCAAUCAAUUGGAAGGAAAGUUAGUAACAGGUCUGUUCUCUUUCCAUCAAACACUUGGAUGACUGUGUGUCAGAAUGUACUGGCAGCACUCUACCCUUAACCAGCAAGUAUUUGCCUGCCUGUCCCUUUAGGGUCUGCUCAGAGCUGCCCCGCAGUUAGCCACAAUGGCCCCGGGAGCUCAAAAACCAUUUCUAUAGAGAAAGGGAGUAAAUAACAGCAAACAAUCUGGCCCUUUUUCCUAGAUUCUGCAGGUGAUUUCCUAGUAACUUAGGUAUACAUUACUUCAAAGCCUAACAGCCACACCUUUGGAAGAGUCCUAGUGUAGAAGUGGCCAUAUACUAUGUAAGCAUUAUAAGGAGGUCAGUUAAAAUGAUCUUUUAAAGGAUGAAAAGGAGCUUUUAGUCAUGGCUAUCAUGGAUGCUGGAUUUUGAAAAGGAUUAGCAAGUUAGCCAUUAAUUAAUAGUUCAUAUCAAACACAAAAAUUCAUACAUCUGGAGACAUAUAGAAGGUGGUUUAUGAGAAGAGCAGUUAAAAAAGAAAAAACUAAGCUAAGUUUGUGGAUUUUGAAAACUAGACAGGGCGAUUUUGGCAUUUGUUUCAGAAAUGGGAACGCAACUGGUGAAGAUUUCUGUGGUCCUUGGGGCUGGUGGUGACAUCAAAGCUUUCCCAUUUCCAGGUAAACACUAUAAACAGUUGCAUGUUGGAACCAUCAAAGUAUAACAUGUUGGGUUUUGGAGCGAUCAGAUGUAGCUAAGAGGGGAAAUGUGAGGUAAAGAUGUUAAGUUUUGCCUAAUGACUUUCUGAUGAGAAACUGCCAUGUGGGGGAACAAUUCAGAAGAAACACCAGUCAGAUUCAAAUCUUGCUUCCUACUUCCCACCCUCAAAACUAUAGGCAUUUCUAGUCUUCUGGAUAACAGACCAUAUGGGGAAAGAAUGAAAUGGUCAAAAAUAUGUCUUCCUAACAUUUUGGACACAACUGCACUAAUCAGGGAUGAUUUGAAUGGGAGGUAGAUGGGAGUUCUGAGAGUUGAGGGAAGGCCUGGAGUUUUAGGGUAGGAUGUGGAGGCUGUUUCAAGGGAGAGUUCCCGGGGGGCUUCUGCAAAAAAGGAAGAAGACUUUCACCCCACCCAGAUAUCAUCUUACCUGCUGAGUACCCAGAUGUACUGGGCUUGAGAGAGAGAUUUUCUUCUGUGCACUGGGAUGCAGUUAGAAAAGUGCUUCUUGUGGACCAGAGGUAGAAAGCAUGCUGGGCAGCUAUGGUUUCAUCUGUGAUACCAAAUAUCAGGGUGAAAAGUAAAGAAGUCUAGUCAGUCAUCAGAUUUCUAGACAUUAGGAUUUUAGUCGUUUCGUGGAUCCAGCUUCUUUCCUUGAAUAAUGUAAAGGGAUGUUUGAAUUCCGCCCAAUUAACUCAGUAAAUGAUAGAGUCAUAAUUAAGCUAUCUAAUAACAAUGAGGACCCAGAGCAUACCAAUGAUGGUGAGAGAACGUGUGCUUCUCCUGUGGAUAGUGGAAGGAUGCCCGACUCUGCCUUCGCAUAUGGAGAACUUGUUCAGUUGUAUAGGAGCUUUGGACAAAGAGAACAUGUCUAACACCACUUUCAUACAUCCUGCAUGAGGUCUUUUGAUACUCGUUCUUAGUCACUGGGUUAGUUUUACCUAUUCUAGCUCAGAGUUUAAGCUAGCCAAAGGGCCCUAGCCUAGUGUAUCAGAGGUUAUUUCCAGAAAGCCUCCUCCCUCCAGGGACUUCUGACAUGAACAAACUGGAGAAGGUGCAGAGCUGGAAUGGAUUACCCAACUGGCUUAACCAAGAUAAAGGAAGAAUGCACCCUGGACUGGGGACUCAAUUGGACUGAUCUGAGUUGUUGACUAUUGAUUGGGCUUGGUCUCCUUUGUGGUGGUUGAGAUUAUAGAAUCUCCUCAAUCUGAUUACUGUACUAAUUUCUGCAUUCUACCAAAUGUAGCAUAUAUGUGUGGUUGGCUUCAAUAAAUCUUUCAUUUAAAAAUGAAAACAAGCAAAAGCAAGAGUUUGUAAUGUAAUGCCCAAAUUCAGUAAAGGCCCUUGAUAACUUUGGUUGAGAACAAUGAAUUCCAUCCAUUUUAAUUUGAGGGCAUUGGUAAUUUGUGGAGUAGUUACUUGGUUGAAUCAAAAAUAGGUAUUUCUUGAAUUUUCUGAGCUUUCAUUCCCCUUUUGCAGUGUUAUUACACAAUAUCUUACACUGACAUACACAGUUGUUCCAAUUAUCCCCAUAAAGCAUUAGAAAGAUAUUCUUUUUAUGUUAGCUGCAAAUCUUAGUUACACAGGUCCUGAGCCAUGAAAAUCAGGAGAAGUAAAGUUUAGUCCAGAUCUAGGAGGUAACUGUUUUACAAAUGCAAAACAAUUUGGAUAGAUACAAUAUUUGAAAACAA
Messenger RNA from Rhinolophus ferrumequinum (greater horseshoe bat), 7906 nucleotides. It is a transcript of the gene ARHGEF33, whose product is annotated as Rho guanine nucleotide exchange factor 33. The transcript has 19 exons. The record is from RefSeq and is a predicted model, not a curated record. Gene Ontology annotation, molecular function: guanyl-nucleotide exchange factor activity. Lineage: Eukaryota; Metazoa; Chordata; Mammalia; Chiroptera; Rhinolophidae. Bases 307 to 2934 code for a protein of 875 amino acids.